Micropterus salmoides (largemouth bass) is the source of this 5386-nucleotide messenger RNA. RefSeq names its product brevican (gene bcan). The transcript is spliced from 15 exons. Gene Ontology annotation, molecular function: hyaluronic acid binding. Bases 156 to 4361 code for a protein of 1401 amino acids. Gene Ontology annotation, biological process: cell adhesion. Lineage: Eukaryota; Metazoa; Chordata; Actinopteri; Centrarchiformes; Centrarchidae. The record is from RefSeq and is a predicted model, not a curated record.
ACACUCCUCAUUAUAUCAAAUUAUACCAAUUUGAAGGACUCAGCAAACCUUUAGAGUGAAGCCCAAUAUUCUCUUCAUUAACAGAAAAGUGAAAAAUAAUUGAUAGCCCUUAUUCCUCAUUUGUUCACCUCUCAGUCUGUCCUUCAACAGCGAUUAUGAUUUGCCAGACAGGAGGAGGAGGAAGAGGAGGGGGAGGUGUUGGUCUUUUAACACAGCCUUCAUCCCGUUUUCUCCUCUCUUCACCUCCUCUCCUCGUGGCCGUCGUCUCUGAGGCUGCUGAAGGACUUCAGGUCGGGAAAACAGACACGAAGAUCGACCUGCACCUGUCCGGACGCCCCGGGGAGACACGAACAACUUCUGAAGGUCUAGACGGACAGCUGAGCCUGAUUAAAAUGAAACUGGAUGUGCUUCUACCUGCGCUGCUGUGUGCCAUCUGUCUCCUCGUCCUGCCGUCGUCCUCUACCCCCCACCACGAGUCAGAUGAUUCCAAGCUUCUCCAGGUGACCAUCCCCACCGGCCGGCCUGUGUUUGCUGUGCUGGGCGGCUCUCUGACAUUACCCUGCCUGGUGUCUCUGGCUCACCCACCGCCAUCCCCCUCCACCAAUGGCCGCCACGCCGUGCUAUCUCUCCCCCGGGUCAAAUGGACCGUUCUGACUCAAGGCCUAGAGAUGGAGAUCCUGGUGGCCCGAGGCGACAGGGUGAGAGUCAGCGAGGCCUACAAAGACCGAGCCACGCUGCUCAAUUACGCCUACUCCCCCGCCGACCUCACCCUGCGGUUGGAAAGCCUGAGGCACAGCGACACCGGCUUCUACCGCUGCGAGGUGCAGCAGGGUCUGGAGGAUGCUGACGAUGUCGUUCAGGUCAAGGUCAAAGGGGUGGUGUUCCAUUACCGUGAUGCAUCCAGUCGGUACGCCUUUACAUUUGAGCGGGCCAGAGAGGCCUGCAGCGAGAUCGGUGCUGAAAUUGCCACUCCAGAGCAGCUCCUGGCCGCCUACCACAGCGGAUACGAACAGUGUGAUGCGGGCUGGCUCUCAGACCACUCUGUGAGAUAUCCCAUUCAGAUGCCAAGAGAGGGCUGUUUUGGGGACAUGGAUGGGUUGCCAGGAGUGAGGAACUAUGGACUGUUAGAGCCUGAUGAGCUGUAUGACGUCUACUGCUACGUGGAGAAUAUUCAGGGUGAAGUGUUCCAUGGCUCCGCCCCCCAGCGUUUCACCUUCUCGGAGGCUAAGACCUACUGUCUGAGUCAUGGGGCCGAGCUGGCCAGCACAGCUCAGCUAUACGCGGCCUGGAAUGAUGGACUGAACCACUGCAGUCCGGGGUGGCUGGCAGAUGGGAGCGUGCGCUACCCCAUUGUUACCCCGAGAGAGCGCUGCGGAGGAGGUGAACCUGGGGUCAGAACUGUCUACCGCUACAGCAACCAGACGGGCUUCCCCGAGGUUCAUACUCGACACGAUGUCUACUGCUUUAGAAGCGAUAACGGCCCUUACACUGAGUCUCCUCAGGAUUUUCUUGCUACUGAACCAGAGGACAUUGGCCAGGACAUUGUGUUCUUAACUAAUCCCGCACAGGAGGAGUUCAGCCUGAGCGAGGUGACAGCAAAGGGGGGGGAAGAGGUCCAACGUGCCCAGACGGCCAAUCCUGUAAAGCAGGGUCCUGAGGAGGCUCAUCCCCCAAGAACGGGUUAUGACAAGGAACCAUUGCUGACGGUAGACCUUCAUCAGUCUGUCACUCCUCCAUCUGAGCAUCAAGCGCACUUGUUCACAGAGGAUACAUUGGAGCUCAUCGAGAAGGCCAGAUACCCAGACUCCUAUCAGCCAGCACCUGAAGAAAGCCCAGACACAGAUGAUGAAGAGUCUCACGUACUUCCAACAGCUUCUCUAAAGGCAAUUGGCGUAGUAACUGUCGGUGAAGAGUCUACUUUACCCACAACUGGUGCAACAACUUCAGAGAGUGUAGAGCCGUCAGAGCACCACAUUUCUGAGAAUGAAAGCCUGGAUGCACCAGCUGUUAAUGAAACAUCUGGAACUGAUGCAAAUGGGCUCUUUAACAGCUCUCUAGAGGUUCCUCAGGAGGGUGAUCUUCCUGUCGUACAAGAGGACCACACUCCAGACGUCCACUUGGAUCACUGCUCGGAAACUGAGCUCGUCUGCUUGAGCACCUCCGAUGAUGUUUCAGGACAGCCAGAAGAGGCCAGCGCUGGUACUUUUGAGGAGAUAUCAACGGUGAUUACUUCACCCCUCACUGAGGAAACAGAUGUUCACUCCACCACCUUGUUGCCAUCUUUUGAAAACACUUUGCCUGAGAACUAUCCAACAGAAGAGGGGUCUGGAGAGGAGAGUGCAAAUCCUCUUCUAGAUGAGGAAACACAAAACUCAGUGACUCAAAGUUUGGUUGGUAUGGACACCCCUUCCACCUCUGAACUCGUCCCUACGCCUGAUUCAGUUUCCCUUUUAUUGACAGGUUAUGAUCCUACUCAAGAGCCCCUAGGUGUAACUGUAGAGUCGUCCAUCCCAGUCCGUCAAGAGGAUGAGGAAUCCAAUAGCACUUCAGAGGAGGCAGCCCCAGAUGAUGUGUUCCACCAAAAUGGACUCGUUCAUCCUGCAGAAAUCCCAACAGCAGAGGUCAUCACGGCCACAGAUGACUCAGGCUCCAGUGUAGACACCCCUGGAAUGUACAGUGAUCCGGUCACUUUGUUGGCCUCCCCUGUAUCUGUAACCCUGUCUCCCCCUUCUGUGGAGGUUGAAGCUAGAUCCCCAGAGAUUAUAACCUUCAUACCUGAAAGCAAUGCUUCAUCUGGGGCCGAACCUUUAGAGGACAUCCAGAACAAACUUGAACAGGAAGGAUUAGGAGAAAGCCCCGUUGUGUUCCUCAGCACAUCCCACAAUAUCACAGACAGUGAUCCAGAAGGGAGGGAACAAGAUUCUAGAGAGGCAUCAGGUGAAUCGUCUGGAGAAAGCCCAAAGGGGAAAACAGGACUCCUGUUGACAAAUCCAACUCUCUCAACGGACCACACAUCUGAGGUAACUGAAAGUGAGGCUGACUCUGACACACCUCCUCCAUCAGAUAUAAAAAUCACACUGAUCCCUCAUCUGACCCUCACACCGGGCUGGGAACCAGAGCCUUCUCUCCCCACACCGCCGGAGUCUCACUCUGACCGGGAAUACAGCGCGGAGCCUCCAGUCGCUGAGGAAUCUGAUGAUGUCUCGAAGGAGCAAGAGGUCAUGACUGAGAUCACCACCAGCAGCAACAAUGAACAUGCAUCACACGGAGGUGAGGUGGAGACCAGCACAGAUGAGCCUUCGAUUAAAAUAUGCACAUGGCGUCCGGAUGAGGAGGAAACCGUAAGUCCAACUCACACCACCGACAGCAGUGACGUGACAGUCACCGCUCCACCGAUGUACCCAAAGCAUUUUCAACAAGAAGGCGAGGAGUUGACUGCCAUGGCGGCCUCCCUGCCUGCUGCCCAAGUUUCUGCCGCAGGACAAGAAGGCAUUUCAGACUCCUGCCUGGAGAACCCUUGUUUGAAUGGGGGCACUUGUGUCGACGGUGAAUCAACAAGCUGCAUUUGCUUGGCCGGUUAUGGAGGAGACUUGUGCCAGACAGACCUGAAGGCGUGUGAGCCUGGCUGGGAGAAGUUUCAGGGCUUUUGUUAUCAUCACUUUACCAAGAGGCAGAGCUGGGAGGCGGCAGAGCAGCACUGUCGCAUGUGUGGUGGACAUCUCAUUUCAGUCAUGACCCCUGAGGAGCAGGACUACAUUAAUGAAAAAUACAGAGAAUAUCAGUGGAUUGGACUAAAUGACAGAACUAUUGAGGGAGACUUCCGCUGGUCGGACGGGAACCCUCUGCUCUAUGAGAACUGGUACAGAGGCCAGCCUGACAGCUACUUCCUGUCCGGUGAGGACUGUGCAGUGAUGGUGUGGCACGACGGCGGCCAAUGGAGCGAUGUGCCCUGCAACUACCACCUGUCCUACACCUGCAAGAAGGGCGUCUCAUCCUGUGGCGAGCCCCCCAAGGUUCCCAAUGCCAAGGUGUUUGGGAAGAAGCGGUUGCGUCACGAGACCAACACCAAGCUGCGGUACUACUGCGAGAACGGUUUUGUGCAGAAACUGAAUCCUGUAAUAAAGUGCCUGCCCGGCGGCCAAUGGGAGGAGCCUCUGAUUACUUGCUUGCCAACCCAUUCGAUGGAAGAAGACUCGAUUACCUCACUUCCUUACCAGCAUGAGGCGGCCGUGGAGGUCAUGGAGGUCACGGAGGUCAUGGAGGUCACGGAGGUCAUGGAGGUCACGGAGGUCAUGGAGGUCACGGGCACAGCCACAGAGACAGCAGCUCCACUGUUCUGGGACAUUAAGUGGAAUGUUUAAAGCCAUCCUGCAUCCAGCUUUUUUAAAAAACAAUAUUCCACCUCCUCUUUCCCUCUUUUCAAGUAUCUCAAAAGACUUUCCAGUCUAGUUUCUGCAUUAAGUUAAACUUUGUAAAUCUAGUCUUUAUAUUAAAGUUGUCUCAAGGCCACAGCUCUUAGUCAUGUAAUCCAAAUACUUGUUUUUCAGUACAAGAGGACAAAUGUUAUGAAAGUUUGAGGUGAAUUUGUGCCAGCUGAAAUGCUUCUUCAUCUAGAUAUCUUUGGUAAAGAUAACUUUCUUAUGAAACAGUCAUAUCAAGAGAUUUCCCACACUGUUCAAAACACUAAACAGAUUUUUAUCAGCACAUCCAUCUUCCUCUUUGGAUUGAAAGGUUUGUUCAUACAAUGUUCGUGUUUUUAGCUCCGGAUAGUUUGCAAGAUCCUCUCUUAUCAUUUGACUGUGUUAUACAGGACGACAUUCUUGUAAUGGAAAGUCAUCACACAUCUAACUAACAAAAUGUAUAUGAACCCUUAUUUCUUCACAGACUCAUUUAUCAACAUAAAAGCUACAACUGACACAAAUCUGAUCCAGUUUAAAAUACGAGUUAAUCACAUAAAUGUAUGUUUUAUCAGCCUGUAUUACACUAAAUAAACCAAAUUAAAAAUAGGCUAUUAUAUAAACCAAGUAUCAAGUAGGGGAUAGGAAGUCCCAAAUAGCAUAUGGGCGAGUGGGGGGUUAAGGGAUUCUGUCCUUUACAGCAAACUUACUUUACUUACUCACAGAAGUAACAGUAACCUGUAGUGUGCUUUACUAUCAUAAUCAACAGCCAUUUUGUAACUAAUCAUAACUGUUUUUAAGUGAUGAUUGUGGAAAUGAAAAUCAUUGACAACGUUGAAUUCUUUAAUUUGACUGCUGGAGCCACACAUGUUGUAUUUUAACACAUUCGGAACAGACUGCAGUUCAUGAUAGUUUGCAGUUUAGCAAAGUGUGAUUUAAUCCUCAGCAUCAGCUGGUCUGACAUUGACUAAAGCCUGUUCUACUUAAAA